CAGUAUUCCUCUUUUAUUCGCAGGGCCCAAAAAAUAAAUAAAACGAGAAUGGGGAAUAAAAAGUUGCUCAUAAUAGAUUGCGAUCCCGGACUGGACGAUGCCAUGGCCCUCGUCAUGGCUGGACAUGGCCACAAAACGGGAACAGUCCGGAUUUUGGCAAUCACUUGUGUGCAAGGGAACACGAGUGUGGACAACUCGUCCAGGAAUGCUUGCAGGGUGUUGGACGCACUUGGGAUAAAUGACGUACCAGUGUUCAAGGGUGCGAGGGAAGCACUGGUGAUGCCCUACGGCUGGGGCCACGAACCAUUCCAUGGCCCGAACGGCUUCGGAGGAAUCGAGUUCCCCACGGAACCCGACACGACCAGAAUCCACGAAGAACACGGGGUCUCUGCAAUCACGAGGCUAGCUGACGAAUACCCAGGCACACCGAAAUUACCACGAUACUUUUUGCACAUUAGGGAAAUUUCCCUGGUCCUGCUCGGACCGGUCACCAACGCAGCUCUGGCCAUGAGAAUGGAUCACGAAUUCGGAAGCAAACUCAAGGAUAUCUACGUCAUGGGCGGAAACUUUGAAGAAAUUGGAAAAACGACUUCAAUGGAAGGUCCGGAGUUCAACUUCGCAGCAGACCCCGACGCAGCUUUUGUUCUAUUCAGCGAAGCGAAAUGUCCCUUGUACAUCUUCAGCUGGGAAUUGUGCGAAAUGCGUUGUCAAGUGCCAAUUGAAUGGCGCAGGGAUCUCCUGAGCGACAUUGACACUCCUCACGCCCGAUUACAAGAACUCAUCGAAGGACCAUCCCUGAAGACAUACGAGUUCCCGGAAUACCUUCUCUGCGAUCAGCUCGCCAUGGCGGGGGCUCUAGACCCAGCCACGAUUCUGGAAUCCACCGCGGGGUUCUCCUCGAUCAAUACCACGGACAAGAAGCAACGCGGACGAACAAUGGUUGACCUCGACAUCACUGCGAAGACCCGACCCAACGUCACUUUUGUCACUCGCAUGGACAUGGCAGAAAUAGAGGGCAUGAUUAAGAAAGCUUACGCGUUUGUACCCGAACACGGCAAGAAUUUGAAUAUAUGACGAACGCGUCUAACGGAAGAAAAAAGUGUAGUUCAGUCUUCCCACCUUGUUCAAUUCCUGUACG
Messenger RNA from Notodromas monacha, 1138 nucleotides. The record is from the annotation of a GenBank genome assembly. Lineage: Eukaryota; Metazoa; Arthropoda; Ostracoda; Podocopida; Cyprididae.